Gilbertella persicaria is the source of this 784-nucleotide messenger RNA. RefSeq lists its product as uncharacterized. The record is from RefSeq and is a predicted model, not a curated record. The coding region runs from base 43 to 759 and encodes 238 amino acids. Gene Ontology annotation, biological process: proteasome regulatory particle assembly. Gene Ontology annotation, cellular component: cytoplasm; nucleus. The transcript has a single exon. NCBI's taxonomy places the organism in Eukaryota, Fungi, Mucoromycota, Mucoromycetes, Mucorales, Choanephoraceae. Gene Ontology annotation, molecular function: protein binding.
UUUAUGCCUACAUACUAUCACGUGAUUGAGUGCUUACUAUAAAUGUACGCCAAUACGUCAUUUCUUUUCUUUUCUUUUCUUUUAAUUUAUGCAAAUACGAUGGGACUCAUGCCACCUGCAAUCAAUAACCCACAAACACCCUUAUUAGACCCUACGCUUGAUGAACUUAUGGAUCAAGCCAAACAACUCAUGACGCGUAAAGACAAGAUUGAAGAAGAACUGCGAGAACUAGAAGAUGUGUUGAUCUCAGCAGGCAUCGGUAUGGAAGAACCUUUGGUUGACAGUGCAGGUUUUCCUCGCUCAGAAAUUGAUGUGCAUUCCAUACGUACCAGUCGUAACAGGAUCCACCGUCUUCGAAAUGAUCAUCGAUCCCUUAUGGCGGAUAUCGAGUCUGUCCUGCACGAUAUCCAUAAAGCAAAAAAACCAGAACCAAGAACAACAGAGACAUUAGCAGCACCCACAACCACUGUAGUCAUUGCAGAAGUACCUGUUGCAUUCGCCGUGGUGAAUGCUGUGGCUCCUGAUUCACCUGCUUAUCAGGCUGGAUUACGCAGAAAUGAUCAAAUUAUCAAGUUUGGUCACAUUGAUACCACAAACCAUCAGCAACUUCAGGCAUUGAAUGGUUUGAUUAGUGCUAGUGAAAAUCAAACAUUAUCAGUCACUGUUCUGAGAGAAGGACAGACAGUUCAAUUGUCUGUGACACCUCAAUCUGGAUGGGGAGGAAGGGGUACUUUAGGAUGUCAUUUAUUGCCAUUGUAAGCAAAAAAAAAAAAAGAAAAAAAAA